AUGCCAUAUAGCAAGCUUCACACCCCCUGGGUGGAAGAAGCCUGGGAAACGCCAGAGACCGCCCUUCACAAUACAGACGGCGCCAGACUCUAUGAGACCGAUGGUAGGGCCCUGCUGCACAAGAUAAUCGAGCUCAAUGACGUUCCAAGACUGAAGCAAUAUAUCUCUGUGUAUUCUCCGCCUCUUGAAAUUAAGACCAGGGAAAAUGUUGACCCGCUCUGUGUCGCCGCGGCGACGGGGCGCACCGAUGCUCCCCGUGUUCUCGUGGAUUACUACAACACCGAGCCAACAAAAGUCCCGCUCCACCAACGGAUGGUAUCAUUGUUGACUCUGGCAUGCAAAGAUGCGCAUAUUGAGACAGCGCGAUUUAUUCUGGACUAUCAGCCUGCGCUCCGUUUAGCCCAUGUCGACGAUUCGUACGGCGAUGAAGCGCUGCUGGCGGCUGCGAGGUCUUUGACGUCUUUGCCUAUAGACGGGGUUAGAAUAGACACCCCUUGUGAUUACGACGAGUGGAUGAACAAUCGCAUCAGCCGUGGUGAACAAUUGAUACACUUACAUCUCGAUAAGGGUGCUUCUGCUCAAGCGGUUGAACCGCCCAUCACGCAGGUGUGGGUGACCAGGCUACCAUCCGGAAGUUACGCUGAAAAACAUAGUGAUGACGAGCGACCGCUCCAACCUUCCACGGUUCUCGGUCUUGCUUCCUCCCGAGCUAGUUGUGCGUUGGUGAAACGACUCAUUGAUCAUGGGGCCAAUCCACACGCUAAACAGCAGUACCAGCACAACCCUGGUUCCACAUUUUACUCGGAAUUUGUGUUUCCUUUGGACGUUACAGCAAUUCACAUUAGCAGCAUGUUUUGGAAUAUGAAGGCGGUGCAGGCGCUGCAUGACUAUCACGAUAGCGAUAUCACGGAACCUCUCUCCUGCCUCGAUAGCAAUGGUCGUCUACCGCUUCAUUGGGCAGCUGCGGGCCCCGGAUCAUUUGAAUCCCGGCUUCCUGACGAUGAAAUCAAUAGUCGGCUCACUAGUACUUUCAAGUUACUUCUAUCUGGCUAUCCAGGAAACAGCAAUGUCAAUGCCCCAGACAAUCAGGGUGAGAGUGCCUUACAUUAUGCAGUGAGAGCACACGCCUGCUGUGGUGGAAGCAAGCACUUUAAUGACCUUGUAAUGUUCUUACUGGAGAAUGGGGCGGACGCAUCUGUGGUAGACAUUAAUGGUCAAACCGUGCUUCACAAACUCGCCGCCCGCUGCAUGGCUGGAGAACCCAUAGACACCACUCUGAUAGGGAUCCUUCUAUUGCACGGUGUCAAAAUGAACCAACAAGAUAGUGACGGCAACACUGCAUUGCAUCUUAUGGCUAGAAAUCUACGUCAGACUCAGGCAGCGAAAUUCUUACUUAGUCGAGGCGCUGAUGUCAGUCUCACCAACGCAAAAGGGGAUACAGCUUUACACGAAUGCAUGGUGAUGGGAAUCAUUUUGCAAAGGCAGACGAGAAAAGGGGCCUCCUUGAACCCCACGCUUGCUGACCGGACAAGAGCGCUGGACGAGAUGGUUUGUCUCCUGCUCGAGGCAGCUGAGGGAGAUAGCAUGAUGGACCAGCCAAAUUCAGCAGGUGAGACGCCGCGACAACUGCAGUCUAAGAAACUGGUUUUGUGGCAGGAGCGGAAGCCAGAUGCAGUCACGAGAAACAGUUAA
Messenger RNA from Penicillium samsonianum, 1692 nucleotides. RefSeq names its product ankyrin repeat domain-containing protein. The transcript has a single exon. Bases 1 to 1692 code for a protein of 563 amino acids. Gene Ontology annotation, molecular function: protein binding. Gene Ontology annotation, cellular component: nucleus; cytoplasm. The record is from RefSeq and is a predicted model, not a curated record. NCBI's taxonomy places the organism in Eukaryota, Fungi, Ascomycota, Eurotiomycetes, Eurotiales, Aspergillaceae.